AUGGCCAGCGCGGGCCUCCUCCAAACCAGUUUGAUCUGGGUCGCCUAUGCCGUCGCCGUCGUACUCUGCCUUCUGGCAGCCAUCAUCACCACAUUCACAUGGCAGGCACCUCGGGAGCGAUCUGCCAUAGUCAGUGUCGUUGCGAUCGUCAGUCUGACAGCUCUCUUGGCAACCGUCCUGCUCCUUCCUGUCGACAUCGCCCUCAUAUCAUCAACGACUCAUGCGUCGCUCGGAAUCAAGAAGGACUGGGCAACAGAAGAACGGGUUCACGAUAUCUUGCAGACCCUGCGAAUCGUCUACUACUCCCUGUACAGUUUCGACGCUCUUCUGUGCCUCAUCAUCAUUCCGUUCGCCUACUUUUGGUACGAAGAAUAUGACGAGAUCGAAGUCGAGGAGGGUCGGUCGUUCGGCAGCCGCUUUUUCAGCGCCUUCAAGUACACUUUGGUCUUCGUUGUUCUUGUCGUGAUACUCUUCCUCAUCGGCUUCUUUGUUCCAGCUGCCGGUAACGACUCGGACGCCAACUGGGACCUGGACUACUUCAAGCGAAUCCUCAUCCAAAACAAUGGACAGAAGGCACUGGCCUUCGCCCUCGGCCUUCUCGUCACUCUGGGCACGUUGCUCUAUAUUGUCUACACUGCGGCCGGUCUCGCCCUUCUGCCGAUGUCUUUCAUCAAGUCUGCCCCCUCGAUCUCAGCGCCGCAGCUUACGGAGAACACGGCUUCCGCACUGGAGCAGAAUCGCGAGCGUCAGCGCCAGUUGGAGAUGCGCAACGCUGGCCGACCUGAAGGCAUGUCUUCCAAGGACAGGAGGGAGCUUGAAGCCCUCAUUCGCGAGGAGAGAACCCUGACACGCCGGGAAAGGCUUGCGGCCGAGGCGUCCGGCGAGGGCCACAGCACUAUUUACAAGGUCUGGCUCAAGAUCUGCGCUGUCUUCAGGCCUAUCAAACUGCUUGGUGGCGUCCUGAUUCUUCUAUUGUCCAUCAUUAUCUGGGUCUCGAUGUUGAUUACGGGUAUUGACAAGGCCAAGAACUCUCUCUGCAAGGAACGCUGUGGUUAUAUCCUUGGCCACAUCAACAUCUUCCAGCCCAUCAACUGGAUCUUCUUGCAGUCCGCCAAGGCUUUCCCGGUCGACUACAUCCUCAUGGCCCUCCUUGUUCUCUUGUUCUUCAGCAGUUCAAUCACGGGCAUCGCCACGGUGGGCAUUCGCUUCCUCUGGAUUCGUAUUUUCCAGAUCCGCAAGGGAAGGACCGCGCCCCAAGCUUUGUUGAUCGCUACGGUCAUGCUAGCCCUCAUCAUUCUGGCCAUCAACUACGCCAUCGCCAACAUGGUGGCACCUCAAUACUCGAUCUACGGCACCCAGACUUACUGCACUGCCCCCCAUCAUGCAGGCGAGACGCCUGAUUGCAGCGACAGGCCGGACUAUCUGAUCCAGUGCUCCGAGCGUUUGGAUAAGGAGGCUCUGAAGGUCUGCACGCCUUCUAUCAUGGCAGAGUUCCUCAACCGCAUCACCAUCACGUGGCCCUUCUUCGGUGCGCUGGACUUCUGGGCGCAGUUCGCUUUCCUUGGCGUAUUCCUCAUCGUCUUCGUGACAGGUCUGUUCAGGGCCCCUAAGCUGAACAUGUCAGAGAUCGACGAGGAUGCUGAGGCGGACGAAGAGGAGGGUCUGCUGGCCAGCACUGGUCGCCGGUUCGGCGCUACGUGGCAGGAUAUUACGGGACGCUCCAAGUCGAAGAAGACCUAUGGUACGGGAGAGAGUAACAACGGUGGAGGUUCUGCGCAAGCCUAG
Molecule: messenger RNA, 1785 nt
Organism: Colletotrichum karsti
Lineage: Eukaryota; Fungi; Ascomycota; Sordariomycetes; Glomerellales; Glomerellaceae
Product: LMBR1 domain containing 1
Exons: 1
Coding region: 1-1785 (594 amino acids)
Biological process (GO): protein localization to vacuole
Cellular component (GO): vacuolar membrane
Source: RefSeq, a predicted model, not a curated record